GGGGCCUCGUCCGAAUCGGCUCUGCGGGUCUUUGGCCGAGCGUCGCCGAGCUGAGGUCGGUUCAGCCAUGGCGAAAGGCAAAGCCGCCGUACGGUCGCCCACGGGGGCACUCCACACGACCCCAGGGGAGGACCGGGCUGCGCGGACGCGGGGUUCCGCGGAGCCGGGCAGCGGAGACCAUCUGAAGGAAAAAGCCUGUGCAGAAGCUGGAUCAGCAAGAAUGUCACUCCUUAUAUUGGUGUCUAUUUUCUUGUCUGCAGCCUUUGUUAUGUUUUUGGUAUAUAAAAAUUUUCCUCAGCUUAGUGAAGAAGAAAGAGUGAAUAUGAAGGUCCCCAGGGAUAUGGAUGAUGCCAAGGCCCUAGGAAAAGUUUUAUCCAAAUAUAAAGACACCUUUUAUGUACAAGUACUUGUAGCUUACUUUGCUACAUAUAUUUUCUUGCAAACAUUUGCUAUUCCUGGCUCUAUUUUUCUCAGCAUACUCUCAGGGUUUCUUUAUCCCUUUCCACUAGCCUUAUUUCUUGUUUGUUUGUGUUCCGGACUUGGUGCCUCAUUCUGCUAUAUGCUCUCCUAUUUAGUUGGAAGACCAGUUGUAUAUAAAUACUUAACAGAGAAGGCAGUAAAAUGGUCACAACAGGUGGAACGUCACAGAGAACAUCUCAUUAACUAUAUAAUAUUUUUGAGAAUAACACCAUUUCUGCCUAAUUGGUUUAUUAAUAUUACAUCUCCUGUGAUAAAUGUGCCAUUGAAAGUUUUUUUUAUUGGCACUUUCCUAGGUGUUGCACCUCCCUCUUUUGUAGCAAUCAAGGCAGGAACAACACUGUACCAGCUUACAACAGCAGGGGAAGCUGUUUCCUGGAACUCAGUAUUUAUUCUGAUGAUUUUAGCUGUUCUUUCUAUUCUGCCAGCUAUCUUCCAAAAGAAACUAAAGCAGAAAUUUGAGUAAAAAAUUAACUAGGUUUAAGUUUUUCUAUCAUCAUCAUCAUCAUCAUCUCAGGCUUAGCAGGUGCAUCCAUUUGUUUUUAAAUAAUCUCUUCAGUACUCAAAAGAAAUAUCGUUUCAUGGGAUAUUUGUAAAGUAUCGAACGAUACAUUUUAAAUAAUGCAUUUAAGUGACACAAGUGCGUAGAAAGUAAAAGGAGAAAUUGACAUACUAAGAAAAGUGCUGUCAUCUAUAGUUUUGAUAAACAUCUUAAAUUACCAACAAUAGCUAUAGACAGACAAUAGAGACAUGGUAGAAACUUCUUGGUUUGAAUGCAUCCAGUGUUUAUUUUUAUGUAACAAAUAAGUAGUGAAGCCAGGUUUAGUGGUAUGUAUCUGUCAUCCCAAGCCACUCAAGAGCCCUGAGGAUUGUGAAUUUGAGACAGCCCUGGCAAUUUAGCAAGAUGCUGUCCUAAAAUAAGAGGUAUGGCGUUUGCUAAAGUUUAGCUUGUCAGAGCAUAAACUGGAUAACUAAAAUUUAAAAGAGGUUUACAUUUUCUUUCUCUCUUGACCUUUCAAUUUCAUUAGGGAUUGUAUCUUCAGAAACCAAUGAAAAUAGGGAGGAUAUCAAGUUAUCUGUCUCACAAAUUUUAUCAUUUUCUGUUUUAGAUUUUUAUCAUGGAUUAGACUGAUAAUGUAAAUUCUGGCCAGUCUGUUUUCACUCGUCUUCAUUUUCUAGGUUUUACAAUAUUUCCACACUGCAUAUGCAAACUGAGGAUUUGCGUACCUAUAUAAUACUGGUAUUGAUAAUGUAUAUUUAGAUAAUUUGUUAUAACAUCUCUAAUAUCUCAAUAGAGGACCUGAAAACAUCAAUUUUAGACAUUAGAUGAUUAUUUUAUUUUGAAACAAACAGUAACAGCACAGCACUAGUGGUUAAAUAGAGUUUAUUGAUUCUAAUGACUAAAAUUUACCUCAUUUGAUCAUUAAACAAUGUAUUAUGUAAUUAUCCUUUUUAUGCAUGAUACAUUUAUGAGAAUAUCUUGUUUUAUUUAUAUGAUGGCUUUUGUUUGGGACU
Molecule: messenger RNA, 1992 nt
Organism: Perognathus longimembris pacificus (Pacific pocket mouse)
Lineage: Eukaryota; Metazoa; Chordata; Mammalia; Rodentia; Heteromyidae
Gene: Tmem41b
Product: transmembrane protein 41B
Exons: 8
Coding region: 68-943 (291 amino acids)
Cellular component (GO): endoplasmic reticulum membrane
Source: RefSeq, a predicted model, not a curated record